Molecule: messenger RNA, 1323 nt
Organism: Blastomyces dermatitidis ER-3
Lineage: Eukaryota; Fungi; Ascomycota; Eurotiomycetes; Onygenales; Ajellomycetaceae
Product: peptidase M24
Exons: 2
Coding region: 1-1323 (440 amino acids)
Source: RefSeq, a predicted model, not a curated record
AUGGCCAACCUCAAACAACUCCCAGCCUUCAAGAAGGCCCUCCACUUCUCUGAGGAGGAGUUACAGGGACGGCGGAACCGCGCGUUGGAAAUCAUGAAGCGAGAGAAGCUUGAUGGCUUCAUCAUGACCAAGCAAGAGUCUCUUUACUACUUCACUGGAUUCGACACCUUUGGUUACGUCUUUUUCCAGGCGAUGUACUUCCAUAACGAUGGUAGAAUGCGCUUAAUCACACGUCUCCCUGACCUCCGCCAGGCACUCUAUACUUCAGUCUUGAAGCGGGAAGAUAUUCUUAUCCGAAGCGACGCCGCCAGCAGCAACCCAGUUUCUUUGGUCCCUGAGGUGCUGAAAGAGUUUGGCAUCAACUCGCCAGCGAAAAGAAUCGGCUACGAACCUGACUCCUGCACUCUGAACCUUCGAAUCGGAAAGCUGCUUCUGGAAGCUGUAGAGGGUCUGUGCACCCUGGUUGACCACAGCAACUUGUUCGGCCAGGAGCUGCGCAUUAUCAAAUCUCCAACUGAGAUGAACAAAAUUCGCAAAGCCGCUUAUCUGGCUGACUUUGCUGUUGUCCGCGCUCUAAAGCUAGCAAAGCCUGGAGCCUAUGAGGGGGGCCUGUGGAGGGAAAUUGUAGGCACUGUUUAUGAAGGUGGUGGUGACGAUCCAGCAAACGAGAAUAUCCUUAUUUCUGGAAACAAAGGAGUCCUGACUCGAUAUUCCACCGGCAAAUCAAGAAUCGAACGACAGGUCACAUUGGAACAUGCUGGUGUAUACAAACACUACCAUGCCUGUUUAAUGCGAACCAUCCCAAUUGGCGGUAUUACAAAACUAGCCAGGCGUAUGCAUGAGGUCAACGUAUUGCAGAUGAAAGCUGCCAUGGAAGCUCUAAAGCCCGGGAGACCAAUUGGAAAGGUUGCUGAGGCUUACGCUCGGGUGGCUGAUGAGAAUGGUUUCCGUGAGCAGAGGUUUGAUGCAUGCGGGUAUAGCAUGGGUGCAACCUUUGCCCCCACAUGGAUGGACUACCCUAUGAAUGGUAUUCUUUAUUCACAUUAUUCUGUGGAUAUGGCCACCGAUACCGCCAGUUCUAUUGGACAGACAGUUGAGGUGACAGAUACUGGCUGCGUUCCACUCUCCAAGCUCCCAUUCUACCUCACACGAAAGCAAACAAUCGCCGCCUGGAAGAAAAUCCAAAAGAAGGACUAUGGGUUCACUGAGGAGGAAGAAGAUGAUGGCGAAAAUCUGCAGGAUGUCGAGCUUUCCGAUGGUGAUAUUGAUGCGGAGGAUUACGAUGUUGAAUAUGACUUUAGUACCUACCAGCCUGCCGCUUAA